Molecule: messenger RNA, 396 nt
Organism: Penicillium lagena
Lineage: Eukaryota; Fungi; Ascomycota; Eurotiomycetes; Eurotiales; Aspergillaceae
Exons: 2
Coding region: 1-396 (131 amino acids)
Source: RefSeq, a predicted model, not a curated record
AUGGACCAGAAUUGGCAGACCAUUUCUCUAGAUCGCAAGGAGACUACUGCUCCUCUCGAAAAGCUCCACGAAUGCCUCCUCAGCCAGAAGGCGUCGCUUUUAGUGCCUCUUCUUGCCGUUCCUGUGAUACCACACAGCCAUGAACAUGUCGAAGGUGUCCCGGGAGAGAAAGUGGAAGACGAGGACGACGAUUUGGAGUAUACGAAACGCCGACUGAAAAAUGGGCUCCUCAAAAUCAUUCUAGCAAGGCAGCUAGAAUCGAACAGCACAAUGAAGUGGACAGCAAGAGUGAUAGUGUUAAAACGAAGUCCCUUUCAGGCUGCUUGCCAUCUGGGACUCAUCAUAUUAUCUCUGGGAACUUGGAAACCAUCGAAGAUACCUUACAGCUCAGCUUAG